Messenger RNA from Exserohilum turcica Et28A, 1080 nucleotides. RefSeq lists its product as uncharacterized. The record is from RefSeq and is a predicted model, not a curated record. The coding region runs from base 1 to 1080 and encodes 359 amino acids. Lineage: Eukaryota; Fungi; Ascomycota; Dothideomycetes; Pleosporales; Pleosporaceae. Gene Ontology annotation, molecular function: zinc ion binding; oxidoreductase activity. The transcript has 3 exons.
AUGGCUCUGGUAGAGCUAGUCAUGCUUUGUAAAGCAGCCGUCAAGCAAGGUUACGGAGAUCAGUCCAUAACUGUUAUUCAGGAUAUUCCCGUUCCGAGCCCGUCAUCAGACCAAAUUCUUGUUAAGAUCAACUACAGCGGACUAUGCGCCACAGAUAAGGCUAUGUUGCACGAUGAAUUGCCAAGAAGAAUCGAGGAGUUCGACAAUGGUAUCUGCGGUCAUGAAGGUGCCGGCACGGUAGUAGCCGUCGGCUCAAACGUCCAGGAUUUGUGGCAAGUUGGCAAUCGAGCAGGAAUCAAAUGGGUUGCUUCUAUAUGUCACAGAUGCGAAUUCUGCACCAACGGGCAAGAUGAAUGCUGCUGCCCCAAGCAACAAAACAGCGGUCUGCACAUUGCAGGCACGUUCCAACAGUACUGUGUAACAGAUGCACGGUAUGCGACCAGGAUUCCCGAUGGCGUCAAAGACGAAGAAGCAGGCCCGAUCAUGUGCGGCGGUGUGACAGCAUACGUAGCUUUCAAACGAAGCCAGGUUCGCAGCGGCCAAUGGAUUGUGCUUCCUGGAGCAGGAGGUGGACUGGGCCACUUUGGCAUACAAUACGCAAAGCAAAUGGGCAUGCGCGUCAUUGCUAUAGACACCGGCGAUGCAAAGCGCGAUCUAUGUCUGAAGCUUGGCGCAGAAGAAUUUAUUGAUUUCGCCAAAUGUACCGAUGUCGUGACGGAGGUCCUGAAGAUUACAAGGUAUGGUGCUCAUGGUGUAAUUGUUUUUGCCGGGUCAAAGGCUGGCUAUGAGCAGGCGCCGCGCCUGUUGAGGCCCAGUGGGACAAUGGUAUGCGUAGGAAUCCCUAAAGAUUUGAGCAUGGUAGUAGGUGCGUCGCCCGCCUUGAUGGUUUUGAAGAAAUUGAAUGUUGUGGGAAGUGUAACAGGGACGCUGAAGGAAGUCGAAGAGGCACUUGACUUUACAGCGCGGGGCCUGGUUCAUCCGAUCUUAACUCAUGGCAGACUAGAAGAUUUUAAUAGAUUGAUAAAAGAUAUGGAGGCAGGAAAGAUUGUUGGAAGAGCUGUUGUUAAGAUGGCUGAUUAG